This is a messenger RNA of Staurois parvus, 277 nucleotides long. NCBI's taxonomy places the organism in Eukaryota, Metazoa, Chordata, Amphibia, Anura, Ranidae. The record is from the annotation of a GenBank genome assembly.
AGGUGGCACUGAUUGGCAUUGAUAGGUGGCACUGACUGGCACUGAUGGGUGACAUUGAAAGGCAGCUCAGAUGGGCACUGAUAUGUGGCAUUGAUGUGCACUGGUAUGCACUGAUAUGUGGCAUUGGUGUGGCACUGAUGGGCACUGGUACGUGGCACUGAUGAGCACUGACAGGUGGCACUUCUGGGGCUACACUGAUCAUCAGGACACAUUGAUCAUCAGUGCUCUGCGGCAUUUUCCGUGUUUACAUGUGAUCAGCUGUAAUUGGACACAGCUG